Messenger RNA from Nezara viridula (southern green stink bug), 150 nucleotides. NCBI's taxonomy places the organism in Eukaryota, Metazoa, Arthropoda, Insecta, Hemiptera, Pentatomidae. The record is from the annotation of a GenBank genome assembly.
AUGUCCGUCUUUGCUAUGGAGCCACUGAUGAGGCCUAAUUUUACAGAGUGCGGUAAUAGAGAGCCUUUUGAAUUGGCUGCUUUGCGAGAAGAGGGUCUUUUGUGGCCCAAUCACUUUCCUUUCAAGCUGCUCAAUGAGAUAUUUGUGUAA